Molecule: messenger RNA, 1176 nt
Organism: Bathycoccus prasinos
Lineage: Eukaryota; Viridiplantae; Chlorophyta; Mamiellophyceae; Mamiellales; Bathycoccaceae
Exons: 1
Coding region: 1-1176 (391 amino acids)
Biological process (GO): potassium ion transport; proton transmembrane transport
Cellular component (GO): mitochondrial inner membrane
Source: RefSeq, a predicted model, not a curated record
AUGACGACGACGUCGAGAGAAGUGCUCACUCGGUUGCGACUGAUUGUCGUGCCACGGCGGCGGAUUUUUCCAUCAUCAACAACAACAUCAACAACGUCUCUGAAGAGUUUAGCUGAAAAAGGAGGCAGAGGUAAAGACGGUGGAGAAGAUGCGUCGACGUCGUUAUCAUCAUCAUCAUCAACAGCAACGACACAAAAGAGCGACGAAAAUAUUUUCUUCUUCAUACACGCUUCGGCGAUUCGAGAACCAAAUCCGAGUCGAUACGAGCGAGCCGUUCGCGUCGUGCGAGAAAACGAAGAGAAAGAUGCAUUGAAACGGUUCACGCCGCUGUUCGUGAAUAGCUUGAAAGAGAAAGCGUCCGCGUACGCCUCGAGAACCUGGCAAACGUGGGAGAAGAGCGAGAAAGGGUUUGGACGGAAAGUCUAUGAUAUCGCGCAGAAGUUGUUAGAGCGAGUGGAUCCGGACGAAGACGUGUUGAAAGCGAUACCGUCGAAGGCGCUCGGUGCGACGCUUUCCUCCUGCGAAAUCGUGUACCCAAAGUCGUUGAUGCACGCGGAUGACGUGCGCGUAGCCAUACGAGACCUGCUGAAGAGAGGGAAGAAGAAAGCGAGACGAGCGAAGUAUUUCAACUUGGCGUGCGCGCCGUUUACGCUCCCGUUGUUUCUUUCACCGGUGUCAAACUUUCCCAUUUAUUGGUUCUUAUAUCGAGCGAGAGAAGCUUGGAUUGGAUGCAAAGGCGCGGAAUCCGCGAAAGAGAUACUACAAAGACGGUUAGAACAACCAGAGUUGAUUGGCGAGGACGAUAGAGAGAUUCAAAAGUUAACGGAGUUUGAGUGUACGCGUUCUAGCGAUAACGAAGAUGAUGGUAAUAAAAGUACCGAAGCGUGUUGUCGAAUCGCGGCGCACGACGAAUCGAACUGCGCCGUGACGUUUGCGCCGUGCAAUAAACUAGACGAAGUGUUCGGUUCUUUCUCUUCAUCCUUUGCGAGCGACGAAAAAAAACUGAACUUUUGGCGUCGGCUGACGGCUGUUCAGUUAGACUCGACGGAAAUCGAAGAUAAUUAUGAGAUGAACUUUGUGCGCGCUUUAGGAGAGAUUGAAAAACUCACCGGAGCGAAUGACAUGGUUUCGUUACAUAAAAGAUACGAAAGGUUCCGAGCUUUGAACGCGAAAUAA